CUCGUCGCUCGCCCUCAGUCCAGUCCGGCCGAGUUCGUGUUGUGUGUCGUUUUGCUUCUCAGUAAGAAAGUGAGGACUAAGAAAGAUGAAAAUAUGUUCUCAGGCUCAGCCGUUUAGCAUUCAGCGUGCCAACGUCGGACAUUCAGCAACACAAUGGACGUGUUCACGUUGUGACUGACAAAAGGCAGACAUUCCACGUAGUUCGGAUAUCUGCGAGAAGUGUUCCAUUAUUGUUAUAUGAACGACGCUGUGUUGAACUUCUUCAGUGUUAUCAGUUAUUUGUCAUGAAGAUUAAAGGAUUCUGUGAACUAGCUAGAUCAUGCCAUUUGCGAUUUAUUGUUCUUUUCUUAUCACUGAAGUAGCUUGGAACAGGACCAAAUGAAACAAUAAAUACUUCAGAUGUGUGUUGGAGGUGGCAGGAGCGGAGUGGUUUGUUGUAGUUUACGAACAAACUGCCUUAAAGGAAAGCAGAGCGUUUUUCGGCGUUCCACCAUCGCACGGUGUUCAGUGGUCGUAGUGUGAUGUGUUGUGUCCUUCGCCGUGUUUUGUUUUGUUGACUCUAGUAACAAAUACACAAGAAAACAAACAGAGGAAAGUGGUCCUGUGACCAUAUCGACGGGCUAGUUGUGCGGGAUCAAUUGCAGAGCGUUGUACUGGUAAGGAGGCCUGAGUACAACCACGAGCGCCAGCAUGGGGUCGUUUUUCCGGAGCGAGAAGAUGUUUCUGUGCCAGCUGUUCAUUCAGCCGGAAGCCGCGUACUCCUCAGUGGCGGAGCUGGGGGAGGCCGGAAGCGUGCAGUUCAGGGACUUGAAUGCAGAUGUAAAUGCGUUUCAGCGCAAAUUUGUGAACGAAGUCCGACGUUGCGACGAGCUCGAACGGAAACUUCGUUACGUCGAAGCAGAAAUCAACAAGGAAAAUUUACACAUUCCUGAAAUUGAAGAUCUGCCCAAUGCUCCGAACCCAAGGGAGAUCACAGAUCUCGAGACCAGCUUAGAGAAGACAGAAAAUGAGAUCCUGGAGUUGAGUCAAAAUGCUGUGAACCUCAAGUCAAAUUUUCUGGAGUUGACAGAACUGAAAUAUGUACUCGAGAAGACAGAAGUGUUUUUCACUGAGCAGGAAGGCAUCAACGGCACAGACUCCCUCACUCGUGCGCUUAUCACCGAGGACUCGAGCGCACAGGCCACUAACAUCCGCGGACGCCUCGGGUUCGUGGCCGGCGUCGUGCCGAGGGAGAGGGUGCCGGCUUUCGAACGGAUGCUGUGGAGGAUCUCUCGUGGUAACGUGUUCCUCAGGCAGGCCGAACUAGACCAACCAUUGGAAGAUCCUUCUACGGGUAAUCAGAUCUACAAGACUGUAUUUGCAGCAUUCUUCCAAGGCGAACAGCUGAAAUCUCGCGUAAAGAAGGUGUGUACUGGUUUUCAUGCGUCGCUCUACCCCUGUCCCAGUGCCACUACUGAGAGGGAGGAGAUGGUAAAAGGUGUUCGGACAAGACUCGAGGAUCUGAAUAUGGUUCUAAAUCAAACACAAGAUCAUCGUCAUCGCGUGCUGGUUAGCGUCGCCAAGGAGCUUCAGAAUUGCAUGGUCAUGGUGCGUAAAAUGAAGGCCAUCUACCACACGCUGAACAUGUUCAACUUGGAUGUCACCAAAAAGUGCCUCAUUGCCGAGUGCUGGGUCCCAGUUAGAGAUCUGGCUGGCGUGAGGAAGGCCCUUGCAGAAGGGGGGAGAGCUAGUGGCAGUUCAAUUCCUUCAUUCCUGAAUGUUAUCGAGACUUCAGAAGGAUCGCCCACAUUCAAUCGCACCAAUAAAUUUACGCGGGGUUUUCAGAAUCUUAUCGACUCAUAUGGCGUCUCUAGCUAUAGGGAGGUUAACCCAGCGCUGUACACUAUCAUCACUUUUCCGUUCCUGUUUGCCAUUAUGUUUGGUGAUGCAGGUCAUGGUCUCAUCUUGACAGCGUUUGGACUGUACAUGGUGAUAGAAGAAAAGAAAUUAAUGAAGCAGAAGUCAGAUAGUGAGAUCUGGAACAUCUUUUUUGCUGGCCGCUACAUCAUCCUGUUGAUGGGCAUCUUCUCAGUCUACACUGGAUUUAUUUACAAUGAUAUAUUCUCUAGAUCAUUAAAUAUAUUUGGCUCCAGUUGGACGAUAGAUGGAUAUAACAUUUCAGAUAUUCAAGGAAAUGCAGAACUGACUCUGAGUCCGUAUACAAAUUUCGCCAAAUUUGACGCAUCGCCGUAUCCUGUGGGACUGGAUCCUGUUUGGCAGGCGGCUACUAACAAGAUUAUCUUCUUAAAUUCGUACAAGAUGAAGCUGUCGAUAAUAUUUGGCGUGGCUCACAUGAUCUUUGGGGUGUGCCUUAGUGUGGUUAAUCAUAUACAUUUCAAAAAGUCGAUCAAUAUUAUUCUGGAAUUCGUACCACAAAUAUUGUUCCUGCUGCUGCUGUUUGCGUACAUGGUGGCCAUGAUGUUCAUAAAAUGGGUCAUCUACUACCCACAGGAAACCGUGGACUGCAAUAACGAAACGGUGACGUGCACUCAGGAUGUCCUGGACGUCAUCAGAUAUGGGCCGUCGUGUGCUCCUUCAGUUCUCAUCCUUUUCAUCAACAUGAUGCUCUUCAAGAGCUCUCCUCCUACAGGAAUAGGCUGUCAAGAGUUUAUGUUUGAUGGUCAAGACGUAAUACAAACUGCGUUUGUUGUUGUUGCUGUGUUGUGCAUUCCGGUACUUCUUCUCGCCAAGCCUCUAUACCUCCUCUGUUGUGGACGUAGCAAAAAAUCUGAACACACGUCGGAGAAUGGCGAUGUUAAUCAGGGCCUGGAACUAACUCCUGAAAUGGUUGACACCCCGAGUCCCUCACCUGCUCACGCUGAACACAACGAGGGGGACAAUGCAGUGGGAGAGAUUUUCAUCCUUCAAGGAAUUCACACCAUUGAAUAUAUUCUGAGCACGAUAUCUCACACGGCAUCGUACUUGCGGCUGUGGGCCCUUUCACUAGCACAUGCACAGUUAUCAGAAGUGUUAUGGACCAUGGUCUUGAGCAUCGGACUCACUGGAUCCGCAGACGGCGAUGCUCAGUCUUAUGUGGUGGGCAGUAUUCUUCUGUAUGUUUUGUUUGCUGCGUGGGCAGGGCUUACAUUGGCAAUCUUGGUCAUGAUGGAGGGUUUGUCUGCCUUCCUUCACACGCUUCGACUGCAUUGGGUCGAGUUCAUGAGCAAGUUUUAUGAAGGGGCAGGAUACGUCUUUCAGCCAUUCUCAUUCAAGAUUAUUCUUGAAGGUGAAGAUGUGGUUGAGGAUUAGAUGAACCUGCGGAACCUGGGCGGCCGAAGGUAACCAGAUAGCCGGCAGGCGACAGUCAAGAAUUUAUCACCGGGUUAGGUUUGAUACUGUGAGCGCAGAAAGCUGAUACUCAUAGUUGUACUUCGAUCGUCCUACAAAACAUUUGUUUUGUUAUAUCUUGGUUCUGUUCUUCGUUAGUAAUUUCUAUCACAAACAUUUUAACGUCAUGUAACUAAGUCAAGGAGCUGUAGAGCGUAAAUGAAGAAGUCAUUUUUUGUGUCGUGGAUCAUGGACUGGGUGGAAAAAUUAAAUUUCUGUCUUUACAGUUUCACACA
Messenger RNA from Zootermopsis nevadensis, 3602 nucleotides. The record is from RefSeq and is a predicted model, not a curated record. Lineage: Eukaryota; Metazoa; Arthropoda; Insecta; Blattodea; Termopsidae.